AAAUAUGAAUUAUCCUCCUCUGCCUGCUUCUGUUCUUCGCCACACGAUAUUCUUUUGGCCAACCCCAUAAUUCUCCACUUUCGUGUUUAAUCCCCAAUCUUGUUUCAGCCCAAGCGAUCGGAGUCAUGCUCAUUAACUUCUCUUCUCUUUCUUCUACUUGUCCAACUUCUUUCUCCUCCUCCACUUAUUUCCCCAGCAGGUUAUACACUUCAAGACCACCGUACUCGGAGUUCCCAUUCAAACCCAGAACCCACCUCGUUAAAUCUCCUUCUCUUUCCGUUUCUCACUCAAGCAAGAACAAGUUGUUGAGUCGAACCGAUAGGAUCGAUUUCAGGUCACGUGCUCUUCCUGGACUUGACUUCGGGAACGUUGAAUCCGUGUUGGAAGCCGCCGGCGUCUUGACUGCCAUCAUUGUCGUUCACGAGACCGGUCACUUCCUCGCUGCUUAUCUCCAGGGAAUCCGUGUAAGUAAAUUCGCUGUUGGAUUCGGUCCAAUUUUAGCAAAGUUCAACGCCAACGAUGUAGAGUUUUCUCUUAGAGCUGUCCCGUUGGGUGGAUUUGUGGGGUUCCCUGAUAAUGAUCCAGACAGUGAUAUUCCUGAGGACGAUGAGAAUUUGCUUAAGAACAGACCCAUAUUAGAUAGGGUCAUCGUCAUUUCGGCUGGUGUCGUCGCCAAUAUAGUUUUUGCCUACGCAAUCAUCUUUACUCAAGUCUUGUCUGUCGGAUUACCAAUGCAAGAGCCAUUCUCCGGUGUGCUCGUCCCCGAUGUUAGACCCUUUUCGGCCGCUUCCCGCGACGGCCUUCUUCCCGGUGAUGUUAUCCUUGCUGUGAAUGGUAUUGAAUUGCAGAAAACUGGGCCUAGUGUAGUUUCUCAAGUUGUUGACAUUAUAAAGAAAAAUCCCAAACGAAAUGUGUUCUUGAAGGUGGAGAGGGCAAAGCAGGAUUUUGAAAUUGGGGUUGUUCCGGAUGAGAAUUUUGAUGGAUCAGGGAAGAUUGGAGUCCAGUUAUCACCAAACAUAAAGAUAACUAAAUUGAGACCCAAUAAUAUCUUUGAGGCCUUCAAUUAUACUGGAAAGGAGUUCUGGGGUCUCACUUACAACGUUUUGGAUAGUUUGAAGCAGACUUUUAUGAAUUUCUCACAAUCAGCAAGCAAAGUCUCAGGCCCCGUAGCUAUUAUCGCCGUGGGUGCUGAAGUUGCAAGGUCCACCGUGGAUGGCCUAUAUGAGUUUGCAGCUCUUCUGAAUCUUAAUCUUGCAGUCAUUAAUCUUCUCCCUUUACCUGCAUUGGACGGCGGUUCACUGGCCCUUGUACUUCUAGAAGCUGCUAGAGGCGGACGGAAGCUUCCUCUAGAGCUGGAGCAACGGAUUAUGUCGUCUGGUAUCAUGCUUGUUUUACUCCUUGGGUUGUUUCUUAUUGUCAGAGACACACUAAACCUUGAGUUCAUUAAAGAUUUGUUAUGAUUAUUGAAUUGCCUUUUGAAGUUUGGAUGUCACUUGUGUUGAAAACAUUUGUUUAUGGAGAUAGAGUCAGAUGAACCCGAUCCAUGCAUACGAUGUCGUGUAGAGGAGAUGAAUUCAUGAUUCUUGCUUCUGCAAAAGAUGCUAUAUUGCAGGUACUUUUAGCUUAUUGGUCUCCUUUGAUUCCAUCAAGAUCUCUAUAUUGCCCAUACUGUUGUAUUCUAGGAUUUCUUUGAAGAUAGUAAUGUAGAGGAACAAGGGGUAAUGGUUAUGGACUUCAAGAGCUUGUUUCUGUUACAUGGAUAAUGUCAUUGACAAUUACAUUCUGAUUAAUAUAAUUUCAUGUUUAGAGU
Molecule: messenger RNA, 1810 nt
Organism: Hibiscus syriacus
Lineage: Eukaryota; Viridiplantae; Streptophyta; Magnoliopsida; Malvales; Malvaceae
Product: probable membrane metalloprotease ARASP2, chloroplastic
Exons: 1
Coding region: 126-1460 (444 amino acids)
Biological process (GO): proteolysis
Cellular component (GO): membrane
Molecular function (GO): metalloendopeptidase activity; protein binding
Source: RefSeq, a predicted model, not a curated record